Cantharellus anzutake is the source of this 696-nucleotide messenger RNA. RefSeq lists its product as uncharacterized. Bases 1 to 696 code for a protein of 231 amino acids. The transcript has a single exon. NCBI's taxonomy places the organism in Eukaryota, Fungi, Basidiomycota, Agaricomycetes, Cantharellales, Hydnaceae. The record is from RefSeq and is a predicted model, not a curated record.
AUGCUGCUGGAGAAACAUGGCGUAAUUGAGGUCAAUGGGAAGUUGCAAGCUAACCUGUGUAAAACUUGCCUUCAAGAUCUUCAUCAAGAUAAAAUCCCCCAAUUUUCCUUAUCAAAUAAAAUGUGGAUAGGCAAUAUACCUGUCGAGCUAUCUCGUCUCACAAUGCCAGAACAGCUCCUGCUAUCGCCAAUUUAUCCACGUUGCUUCAUUUUCAAAAUGUUCCCCAAAGGUGGACCUAGGGAUGAUCCCACAUGUCUACAAUCUGGCUUACAGGGGAAUGUGACGAGCUUUCCUAUGAACACUGAGGAUAUCCUGAGUAUGCUCCAUGGACGCAAAUUGCCCCGUCCUGUGGGGGUAUUUUCCUCUGUCAUAUCCAUCACUUAUGUCAGUGUCGGCCAUCUGCCACAGCAUUGGCUUAAGUCAACGUUUCGCAUUCGGAGGAGAGCUGUUUUGGAGGCACUUCAAUGGCUGAGGAAACACAAUCACUGCUUCUCAGAGUAUACGAUAGACGAAAAUGUUUUGAGUUCGCUACCAGAAGAUGAUGUGCCUUUAGAGAUAAUGGCAGCAAUCUGUCAGGAGACAGCGGUAAAUGUUCUCCUGAAGGAGCAUGACUCCUACAUACCUGGUAAUGGUGAGUUUGUCUUUGUACUCAUGAAGGUUCAUGGAGUGUCAUGGAGUGUCAUAUGUUUAUUUUGA